Macrosiphum euphorbiae (potato aphid) is the source of this 951-nucleotide messenger RNA. Lineage: Eukaryota; Metazoa; Arthropoda; Insecta; Hemiptera; Aphididae. The record is from the annotation of a GenBank genome assembly.
AUGAUUUUGAGUGAGCGUACAAAAAAAAGAAAAAUUAAAAAUGAAAUUGAUUAUACACUUAAUGCAAUUUAUGGCAAAUCUAAUGAUAUUUUCCAAGAAGUUUCUCCAUCAGUUAAUUUUUGUGAUAAUAAUGAAUCAUUAGAUACAGUACUAAAUGUAUUAUCUCCAACAGUGUCUUCUCCAAUUACUAAAAUUCCAGAAAUAAUACUAUUUAGUACUUGUACUUCCAAUACUUGUCCGGAAGAAGUAACUGAUAUUCUGUGUGAUAAUGUUGGAGAAUGUUCAAUUAUUCAACAAGAUUUUUCAUUAAGAGACUUCCUAGCAUCAUGGGCUCUUAAUUUUAACAUUUCGCAUAUAGCUUUGAAUGGAUUACUAAAGGGAUUAAAAAAUCAUAAAUGUUUUAAAGAUUUAACGGUUGAUAGUAGGACUCUGUUAUCGACUCCAAAAAGUAUUUAUCAGAGUAUACAAACUAUUAUUCCAGGAAUUUAUCACCAUUUCGGAUUGUCCUCUGCAAUUUUGAAGUAUACUCCCAACAAUGUUAAUGAGGUCAAUAUUGCCAUAGGUAUUGAUGGCGUACCUUUGUCAAAGAGUAGUGGUGGUCAAUUUUGGCCUAUUUUAGGUUACAUUAUUCCUCAAGACUCGUCCCGCAAAAAUGUUUUUCCUAUCGGCAUAUAUUAUGGAUUUGAAAAACCAAAUAAUAGUAAUGAGUUUCUUUCAAAUUUUGUAGAUGAAGCUAAAUUCCUAAUUAAUAAUGGUAUUAUUAAAAAUAAUAUCACAAUUAAAAUUUCAAUAAAAGUAUUUUGUCUUGAUGUACCUGCUAAAAGUUUUAUCCUGCGUACAAAAGGUCACUCUGGAUUCUCAUCGUGCACAAGAUGUACAAUUGAAGGAGAAUACAUAAACAACAGAGUCUGUUUUCCAUACUCACAUGUGCCAUCAAGAAAUCAUCAAUAA